Molecule: messenger RNA, 1752 nt
Organism: Eremothecium cymbalariae DBVPG#7215
Lineage: Eukaryota; Fungi; Ascomycota; Saccharomycetes; Saccharomycetales; Saccharomycetaceae
Gene: CWC22
Product: U2-type spliceosomal complex subunit CWC22
Exons: 1
Coding region: 1-1752 (583 amino acids)
Biological process (GO): mRNA splicing, via spliceosome
Cellular component (GO): catalytic step 2 spliceosome
Molecular function (GO): RNA binding; protein binding
Source: RefSeq, a predicted model, not a curated record
AUGAAUUCCAAAGCAGAGCCCGAAGAAACUUGGAGAUUGCUUUCAACUACACUUUGCUGCCAUCAGGUCCCCAAUAUAAAAGAACACGCACAAUAUAUAUUAGCCAGUAAGGUUCUUGAUAUGGAAGAGCCUGUGCAGAAAGAGAAUUGGGAAGAAAUAAGAAAGCAUAUUAGUUUGGUUUUAGAGGAGCUCCAUGAGAGAAACAUCGAGGAGAGUUUUAGAAAGUUGUUCCAAAUAAACAUCUUACGCGGAAAGGGCAUUCUUGCCCUAGAGUUAUUGAAUAGACAAGUAAAAACUGAUAGAAGUGUAGUUUUUGCCGCACUGAUAGCGUUCUUUGAAGUGCUCGUGCCAUCUAUUGGUUACUUAAUAUCUAAAGAGACGUUAUUAAGAUUUGUUCAUGCUUACAGGAGGAAGAAUUGGGAAGCUUGUUACGCAAUGCUAUCUCUGGCAUGCCAGUUAAGUAAUAAUGAUGUUAUGCAUGAGAUCGGUAUUUUGCAGCUGGUCUUUUUAUUGUUUGAGAGCCCAAAUGAUAGAUCCUUGGACAUGAUUUCUUUUAUUAUGACCCUCUCUGGGUACCAUCUAUUAGAGGUCAGUAAGACAACUCAUAAUGAGAUACUUCAGAAGCUGAGGGAUCUUCUACAAGUGGGUAACCUCAGUAAGUCAAGCAGCGAUGUUAUUCAAGACUUGUUGUAUUUUCGAAGAACUGGCUAUAAAGGCGUUAAGAAGGUAAUAGAGUUGCAUGGGCAAGACUCGAAUACCCAUAGAAUUGUUCUUGAUCUCGAAAAUCCAGCAAAACUACAACCCAGCUCAAGAUUAGAUGAGUUUCAAUUUGAUGAGGAUUUCUUUGGCACUGAGGAAAAGUUUAGUGAUCUAAGAAAGAAAGCCAUGUUGCAACUUAGCCAACAAGUGGAAGAUAUGGAGGUGGUUACUGAUAUGACAAAUUCAGAUAGCACUGAGUAUAGGAAGAAGAUAUAUUUGAUCCUGAAAGCGUCUCUUUCCGGAGAUGAAGCAGCCCAUAAAUUAUUAAAACUUCGUCCUAAAUCAGAUGAGAAGCUUGUUUUGCUGGACAUCCUGGUAAAGACUUGUUCGCAAGAACAAACAUAUUCGAAGUUUUAUGGGACUGCUGCUGAGAAACUUCGCGCAAGUCAUCAUAGUUGGGAAGCUGCUUUUCAACAAACCUUUAAGCAAAUAUAUGAGUCUAUAGGGGAUUUUGAACCUAAUCAGCUGCGAAAUAUGGGGAAAUUUUGGGGUCACCUUUUAGCAACCGAUCACCUUGGCUAUGAGCUAUUUCAGUGGGUCCAGUUAAAUGAACGAGAUACAAAUGCAGCCGGUAGAGUUUACUUGAAAUUCAUUUUCCAAGAGCUUGUAGCCGAUUUAGGUGUUCAAGAAGUGCAAAGAAGAUUUAACGAGAAAUAUAUUCAGCCAUUUAUUGCAGGCAUAUUCCCAUUAGAUGGCUCUGAAGACACCAUAUUCUCUAUCAACUACUUCACUGCCAUUGGACUUGGAGCCUUGACGGAAAACAUGAGAAAGAUUAUAGACAAUAAAAAAAUCCAAACUACACCCGAAGCUGGUGACACGGCACGUCUGAAGAACAGUUCCGAAGAUUCCUUGAAACUGUCGAGGAGGAGAUCUGCUUCUCCAAUACAAGGCACUAGGUCGAUUACUCCGCCACGCGCCGUUGGAGAUCGGCAUCAUUCACGUUUCAGGAGCAGAAGCCCACUAAGAAACCGUCAACCACAACGUCAAUCAUAG